Molecule: messenger RNA, 660 nt
Organism: Racocetra persica
Lineage: Eukaryota; Fungi; Glomeromycota; Glomeromycetes; Diversisporales; Gigasporaceae
Source: the annotation of a GenBank genome assembly
AUGAUCCACCGAUUAAAUAUAGUCAAUAUGAUUUUCUGGGUUUGAUUCUCCAUGAAUUGUGUCAUGGAUUAGGUUUUCAAACGUCGUGGAGCACGUGGUCACCCGAUGAUUCAUCACAAUAUAUCACACCUAUGUUGAUAACAGAAGAGGACUAUGAAUUUUUAUGGGAAGAUCGUUAUGAUCCUAAUCAACGCGUUACUUGGAUGGGAUUUAGAGAAAAUAUAUUUGAUAAAUAUUUGGUAUUCACUGAAACAGGAACAUACGUUUCGAAUAUGACAGCAAUAUUAAAUGGGUUUUUUAGUGAUGGUGCUCUUAAAGGAAGUUAUUAUGAUUUUCAACAAAAAUUUAUGUCAUCGCAACAGUAUGAUAUAGCCAAAGAGAUGAUGAUUAUAUCAACACAACCACAAACUCUUGGGUUAGUUAAUUGGAACUUAACUUCUCACCAUAACACUAGUCAACAAGGAGCAUUUAAUAUAAGUGACUUGUUUGUGGUCGACACUACAUCAAAUGUAUUCGAUCCGUACAAUAGUAUAAAUCAUGUGGACUAUACGAUAUAUACUAAUACUAGUGACUUCUUGAUGAGAUAUCAAUUAUUUCCAGGAGAGACACUAAGCGGCGAUAUUAAGCUUGGAGGCAAAUUCCCCAAAGGACAACUUGUUG